This is a messenger RNA of Spea bombifrons (plains spadefoot toad), 910 nucleotides long. It is a transcript of the gene RARRES1, whose product is annotated as retinoic acid receptor responder 1. Lineage: Eukaryota; Metazoa; Chordata; Amphibia; Anura; Pelobatidae. The record is from RefSeq and is a predicted model, not a curated record. Gene Ontology annotation, molecular function: metalloendopeptidase inhibitor activity. The coding region runs from base 97 to 882 and encodes 261 amino acids. The transcript has 6 exons.
AUGAGCAGCGCAAGUUGGAUCACCACACCGGAGCAGACACCGGAGGAGAGACCGAGGCCAGCGCUCCUUUACAGGCAUUAACCCCGAUCACUCGCCAUGCUCCUGUGUCUACUGAUCCUCCUGCCCCUGGCAGCGCAAGCCUUGCCCUUUGCUAUAGUGUCUCCGGGACUCGGGAAAACUCGGGAGAUCCCUACUAAUUACAGGACAGCCAGACACCCUGCAGUAGUGGCCGUGCAAUACAUCAACUACUACACCGGUUCCCCCAACAACCUGCAGUCCCUGCUCCGGGUGAACAAAGCCACCGUGAAGUCGGUUCCAGAAAUAGGAAACAAAUACUAUGUUGAAUUUACCACCAAAGUGUAUAAGGACAAUCAAGAUAUUAGAGCAUGUUCUGCGUCGGUGUUCUUCCACCAGGAAAAGCCACGUCCAGCUAUAAACGUUAACUGUUCAGAAAGUGCAAGUCUCAAAAGUCAUCGUCAAGAUGACUAUAACUUCUACAAGCAGAUGAAGCAGCGAACCACUCCUCUUAUCGCAAAGGACAUUCCUGACAGCUUUGGAUACGUUGCACCCGACAUCAUGUCUCUCUUUGAUCUGGCUGAACUGGGAAGCAGCUAUGUCAUGUGGGAGAAAAGCACAGAACAACGAGAAUACUUCCUGCAAAAAAUCCAGAAUGUCAAGCAACUGAUCAGAAAGGAUGAUUUAAUAGCAUUUGAUUACGACAUCCUUUUGUAUGAGACUCCCUCUGAGCGCAUGGUGUCCUGUAGCCUACAUAUUGUAUGGAUACCCGGCAAGCCGCCCAAAGUGGAAUACCAUUGUUCAAACGGCUCUGAAGAAGACGGCUCAGGGAGUGAAGAGUCGGGUUUCCUGGGAAAUUUCAAAUAAAGUGUUGCAUGUGUAUUUUUUGUAAAAA